Chenopodium quinoa (quinoa) is the source of this 2594-nucleotide messenger RNA. RefSeq names its product zinc finger BED domain-containing protein RICESLEEPER 2-like. Bases 954 to 2303 code for a protein of 449 amino acids. Lineage: Eukaryota; Viridiplantae; Streptophyta; Magnoliopsida; Caryophyllales; Amaranthaceae. The record is from RefSeq and is a predicted model, not a curated record. The transcript is spliced from 2 exons. Gene Ontology annotation, molecular function: protein dimerization activity; DNA binding.
ACCACCUCACUCCGUUCGUCCACCACCACCAAUCCACCACCUCACUACUUCCUGCUUUCCUGCUUUCCUACUUACCACCUGUGUUCCGUUCGAGUGUUCCAACGCCGGCCGCCGCUGACCACCUGUUCGAGUGUUCCGAUUAUCAGAAUGUCCACAAAUAUGGAUAAUGUUGAAGGGAAUGUCCCUAUUGAGGAGCAUGAAUCUGACAAUGAAAAAUCCAAACCCAAGAGGAAGAGAAUGAAGGAUCGUUCCGAGGUUUGGGAGCACUUUAUCAAGGAAGAAACACACACUGGAAUGGAAGCACGUUGCAAGUACUGUGGUAUGAGAUACAAGUGUGGUACAAAGAGAAAUGGCACUAGUCCAUUGUGGGCUCAUAUAAAUAGAUGCCGUAAGUACCCCUAUAAUACUCCUAAAGAAUCAAAACAAAGUUUGUUGUCUUUCAAAAGCAAUAAAAUUGAAAGUGGUUGUACUAGUGGAUUGUCUUAUGUGAAAUAUGAUCCAACUGUAAUUAGAAAAGCUUUAUCUGAGAUGGUUAUAGUUGAUGAAUUGCCUUUUAAGUUUGUUGAGGGAGUAGGCUUUAAACAAUUUUGUAAUGUAAUGGAGCCUAGAUUUCAUGUCCCUUCCAGAAUUACUGUGGCUAAAGAUUGUUAUGAAACUUUUUUAACUCAAAAAGAAAGCUGAAAUUGGUAUUAAAAAAGUGUAACUCAAGGGUUUCAUUAACAACCGAUACAUGGACAUCUAUUCAGCAAAUUAAUUACAUGUGCUUGACUGUUCACUUUGUUGAUAAUGACUGGAAUUUGCAAAAACGUAUUCUGAAUUUUUGUCCUAUAUCAAGUCAUAAGGGGGAGGAAAUUGGGAAAGAAAUUGAGAAAUGUUUGCUUGAUUGGGAACUUGAGAAAGUAUUUUGCAUAACUGUUGAUAAUGCUAGCUGAAAUGAUACCGCAAUAGGAUAUAUGAGAAGGAAAAUAAAUGGUUGGAAAGCUGGGGUUCUUAAGGGUCGGUUCCUUCAUAUGCGUUGUGUUGCUCAUAUUGUGAAUUUGGUUGUGUCUGAUGGCUUGAAAAUUGUUAAUGAGUCUAUUACUCGUGUGAGACAAGCUGUAAGAUUCAUCAAACAAUCCCCUUCUAGGUUGGUAAGGUUUAAAAAAUGUGUUGUGGAAGAAAAAAUCAACUCUAAAAAGUUGUUGUGCCUUGAUGUGUCUACUAGGUGGAAUUCCAUCUUUUUAAUGUUGGAUGCUGCUUUGGUGUUUGAGUAUGCUUUUGAGAGGUACUCUGAGGAGGACCCUCAUUAUGUGAUUGAGUUAAAUGAGAGGGAGGGGAAGGGCUGCCCUACUUCUGAGGAUUGGGAAACAGUCAGAAGGUUUUCUGAAUUUUUACAAGUCUUUUAUGAUCUUACGUUGCGUGUCUCUGGGUCUUUGCAUGUGACUUCCAAUUUAUUUUUCCAUGAAUUGGUGAGUGUUGCUGUCCUUUUGAAAGAUUUGAUGACAAAUGAUGAUGUGGAGAUGUGUCUUAUGGCUACUAAAAUGAAGGAGAAAUAUGACAAAUAUUGGGAUGAUCCGGAGAAAAUGAACAUGUUGAUUUUUAUUGCUGUUGUGCUUGAUCCUCGUUAUAAGUUAGAUUAUGUUGAGUGGAUGUUAAUUGAAAUUUAUGAUUCUAAGCAUGCAUUUGUUUUGGUGAAUAAUUUGAAAGAGUCUUUGAAUGCAUUGUAUGAGGAGUAUCAUGGUUCUUCUGGUGAUGUGAUUAGGGAGGAAGUGUCCUCAAGUAUGGACAGUUCCCAAUUUUCUCCCAAACAAAAGAAGCUUCAGGUAUUGAAGAGUAAGUAUAAGAAACAUAAGUGUGAGAAAGAUGGAGAAGCAAAAAUUGAGUUAGACAACUAUUUAGAAGAGGAAACGGAGGAGGAAUGUGAAAAUUUUGAUAUUUUGGGGUGGUGGAAGUUUAAUAGUGCUAGGUUUCCAACAAUUGGAAGAAUGGCCCGUGAUAUACUUGCUGUCCCUAUCUCAACAGUAGCCUCUGAGAGUGCAUUCAACACUGGUGGUAGGGUUCUAGACCCAUUUAGGAGCUCCUUAACUCUAAGGGUCGUUGAAGGACUUGUUUGUGCUCAAAAUUGGCUACGUUCUUCUCCCUUUCCUAAUAUAGAAGAGUGUUUACAAGAAGUUGAAGAUCUUGAAGAAGGUAACAUAAAACAACAAUUAUCAUGUUAUUUUUUUUCAUUAUUUCAUAUAUAUUAUGUAACUUGUUUAUUUUUUUUUAAUGUUAUUAGACUUGAGGAAUAUGACAAUUGGUGGUCAAAACCCGGACUUGGUUGAGCUUGAUUGAGAGUUAGCUGCCAAGAAUGAAGCUGCCUUAUUGAUUGAAGACUUGAAGUUUCUGCCAAGAGCCUAAGAAUGAAGCUGCCCUGUUGGUUGAACUAGUUCAUUUGUGGACUGUUUGUCUGUUUUAUUAUCAAUUCAUCAUGUGGACUGUUUUGAUAGUUUUAAGACUUGUUAAGUUCUUAUGUCUCAAUGUGGACAAUGUGUAAGUGUAUUUAAUUACUAUGGCAGUAUGGCUGGACAAUUUAGUUACUAUGGCAGUAUGGCAUAUGGUUGUGACUUGUGAAA